UAAUAUCUGAAUCUUCUUCCUCAACAACUGAAGAACCCAAAUUUUCGCCGUUGAAAUGGAGAAAGCGACGAAGAAUCCCAAUUCGGAGACGCAACUUCCUCCUCAGCCGAAUCAUCAGAUGGAUGCAGACGAUGACGAUGAGAAUGUGAAACAGCUCAAAGAGUGUUCUUCUCUCUACUUGUCUUUACAGGAUUGUCUCGUUGAGAGCAACAGGGACUGGAAAUCUUGCCAGAAACACGUUCAAGCUUUGAAGGCAUGCCAUGAAAGGAAAACCAAGAAAUGACAGAGAUGAAGAAAAGCCACACCUGAUUGGCAAGUGUUGAUUAGUCACUGCUUAUAAAGAAACCACUCUAUUACUUAAAAUAUCCUCUUAUGUAUACCGUUUUGUGAAACGGCUUUGUAACGAUUGUUCCUGACUCUAGUUGAGUUUUUGUUUCUGAGAUUGGUGGUUAUUUCGCCGAACUAAAUAGCAAUGGUAUAUGCAUUUCAGACA
This is a messenger RNA of Raphanus sativus (radish), 493 nucleotides long. RefSeq lists its product as uncharacterized. The coding region runs from base 56 to 283 and encodes 75 amino acids. The record is from RefSeq and is a predicted model, not a curated record. NCBI's taxonomy places the organism in Eukaryota, Viridiplantae, Streptophyta, Magnoliopsida, Brassicales, Brassicaceae. The transcript is spliced from 3 exons.